GCGGUUCGGUUCCGAGCGGGGUGGAGCGGGGGGCGCGGGGCAAGGGUGAGCCUCACCGGAGUCACCGGUAGCGCGCGCAGUUGUGUUUCGCCACUCGAAAAGAAGGUUAAUGUUGCAAUGAGACGGGCAUCGGACUAUCGAUAAAGUGUGUUUGUAUGUCGUUUUCGUCGAUAAUAAGUGUUGUGUUUACUUUCACCCGUGCGAAUGUCUCAAUCCUUACCUUUUUGUUUGUUGUUUCUUUUAAUCACUGCCGCAUGGGACGGCGCUUACGUUUCAGUUAACCUUUUAUUUUGAAACGAUGGAACGUUGUUCUUAUGGUUUUUACACCAAAAGAUCGGAGAUACUAGACAACAUCCAAAAGAAGAAAGAUCAAGAUAAGGAACAGAGUCAAAGUGCGGGGUUCCAGCAGGUGUCAAAAGGCGAGAAGGCCGGAGGCGGGCCAGAGAAUGCGAGCCCCGCAGUGACGCAGCAUGUCCCGGCGCAGCUGCUGUCCCCGCCCCCCGCGCCCGCGCACCAGCUCCAGCCCGCCGACAAGGACAAGGCCAUCAAAGUAGCCAACUCAACCACAAUUACACUCAUCGAGAACGGCUCUCUCAAUGCUGACAAAGACAAAGACGCUAACUACCCUAAAAACUAUUUCACUUUAGAGCCAAAGAAUGAUAAAAAAGAUGACGGCAAUAAAAAUAGUAUUACUAUAACUAGGACAGUGCCCAAACAGUCGCCUAGCCAGGACAAGUCAAAGGGGCAACAGAAACCAAACAAGAGGCCCUUACAGUGUUUGGAAACACUUGCUGAAAAGGCAGGAAUCACUUUCGAGGAUAAAUACGAAGCUGCAAACACUCUAUUAGCGUUAGAUAAACAGAACAAUACCUUUCGUAGGCCCCAAGAAUUAAAACAGCCUAAAACAGAGCCUGAUAAUCCUGUUCAAAACGAGGAGUAUAGAUAUAGAAAUCAGAAAGAAGAGGAUGAUAAAUUACAGAUCCAACAGCAAAUAAUCCAGCAACAACAACAGCAGCAACAGCAACUGCAGCAGCAACUACAGCAGCAGCAGUUGCAGCAGCAGUUGCAGCAACAACAACAGUUGCAGCAACUGCAGCAGCAGGCUUUGCAGCGGCAGCACCAGGCCAUACAGCAGCAUAUUAAAAACCACCAAGACCAACAAGAGCUAUUGCAGAAGCAGUUUCAACAUCAACAACAGCAGCAGCAGCAGCAACAACAGCAACAGCAACAACAACAACAGCAGCAGCAACAACAACAACAGCAGCAACAACAACAGCAGCAACAACAACAGCAGCAGCCGAAACAAGAGCUACAGCAAGUUACUCAACAGCAAGAUUUGCAACAGCAAAAGUUUUUGCAGGUGGUGAACAACCAGCCGGUGCACACGCAGCAGUUCAACGUGCCCGGCAUCGGUGAGAUCAACCUCAGCUUCCUCGCCUCCCCGCAGAGCAACGUUAAUCUGCUCUUCGACAAGAGCCAGAAGGCCGGCGGUCAGAUGAGCGGCGACAUCAAACAGCAACAACAAUUAGUAGACGGUCAAUCGCAAGUAGUCCAGCAGCAGAUGAGCAUGGCGCAGCACGAGCCGACGCAGCAGCAUCACCAGACGGUCACGGUCGUCUCCUCCAUGCCCAGCUCCAUGGCCGCGCACCAGGUCCAACAACAGCAGACAGCGGCAGGCAUGCAGCAGCAGACGAGCGCUGGCAUUUCUAGUAUGCCGCCGCUUCAGACCUUACCCCCCAACACGCAACACCCGCAGCAAAUCAGCGCUGACUGGGGCCACAGCCGCGUGCAGGUGAUUCAGCAGCCGCUGCAGAACAGCACGUACCUGCAGCAGCUGUACAACGCGCAGGGCCCGCUGCUCAUGCCCGGCAACAUCCUGCACCCCGGCAUCAACUCCCAGCAGAUACAAGUGAUCGCCGCGGGAAAGCCGUUCCAGGGCAGCCAGCUGGCUCCGCACAUGUUAACUGCACAGGGCAAGCAAGUUCUGCAGGGGCAAGCCGUAAACUUUGCAGGUCUAACGACGUAUCAGGAACAAGCUCCGUUCCCAGGCUACACGACAAUCCCGGCCAUCCCCACCACGCAGAACCAGACGUUCGUGUUCAGCCCGCUCGGCGUGAUCAACUCGCAGCCCAGCCUGCUGCCCGCGCACUCGCAGCCCUCCGUCUCCGGCAUCUCGCACCAGCAGAAGACUAAUGAAAUGCACAAGGUGAUGAGCGGCGGCAAGGUGGUGGGCGGCAAGGGCGGCGGCGCGGUGGCGAGCGGCGCCACGGCCAUGCCGGUGGCGGCGCAGUGCGUGCAGGUGUCGCAGCCCGUGCUCGGCGCGCAGCAGCAGCAGGCGCAGAUCAUUAGCCCGCUGCAGAGCGGCGGCGGCACGAUGCAGUUCGCGCCGUGGCAGAUCUCGGGGGCGCUGCCGCAGGUGUGGGCGGGCGGGCUGCAGGCGGGCGUGCCCGCGGGCCCGCUGCUCGCCUCCAACCCCAUCUUCCUGCGCGGCGCGCAGCCCGACGCGCCCUCCAUGUUCAUACAGCACUCGCCGCAGAACACGCACACUCACAACAACGCGAGCGUGGCGUGCGCGACGGGCACGGCGGCCAAGCCGCGCGCGUCUACCGAGGGCAUGGCCAAGGCGCCGCGGCCGCUGUCCACCAUCAUGCCGUCCGGCGCCAUCCGCCCCGCCUCCUCCGUGUCCACACAGACCAACGCCAACCAGGCGCAGAACCAGGCAAAGCACCGGGGCAAGCCGGGAGUGCGGUCGCCGGCGCCGGCCGCCAAACAAGAUGCCGCCAACCAGACCAACAAGAUGCAGCACCAGAUGCAGCAGCCCAAGCAACAGGUGUUAUUAAUGAAUUCGAGCGGGCAGAUGACUCAGAUAUCGAGCGUGCAAGACAAGCAACCCAUCACGAAGACCAUCCAGCAGCAAGCGAUCUUGCAGCAGCAGGCGUUGCAGCAGCAGCAACAGCAACAACAGCAGCAGCAGCAACAACAACAACAACAGCAGCAACAGUUGUUGCAUCAGCAGCAAACGCAACAAAUGGUGCAGCAUUAUCAACAACAAGGAAUGACCCUCGGCAUGCAGCAAGGCUCGCUGCCGGUGGGGUCGGUGGCGCAGAGCCUGCCCAUGGCCGGCAUCCCGCAGACCAUAUCCAUGGUGCAGCAGAUACAUCAGGGCGUGCAGCUGAGCGGCAUGUCGCAGGCGGGGGCGCUCGUGGGCCAGCUGGGCGCAGCCCCGCAGGCGCAGGGCACGCUCGCGCAGGUGCAGGCGCUGCAGCAGCCGCAGACUCUUGUCGGCAGCGGGCUCGUCCAGACUUCAGUGGGGAUGGCCGUACAGCAACAAGCCGCUUUGAACCAUUCCACUGCGAUGCAAACGGUGGGCGGCGGCGGGUUGAGCUCGCCGCAGCUGACGCUGGGCGGCGGCGUGGGGCUGCUGGCGACGCCGGUGCUGCCGCUGCCCCAGCCCGCCGCGCUAGUGCAUGUCAAGAGCGAGGACGACAAGAGCGCGCCGCACUCACAGACGCCGGUGCAGCAGAUAGCCCCGCAGCCGAUGGCCACAGAGCCGGCGAGCGAGCCGGCCGGCACUCUCUUCCCCGCGCCCGCGCCCCCCGCCCCGCCCGCCUCCGCCGCCGACACUCCGCCCACGCCCACCGCCACCGUCGGUCCGGCUAAUGGCGAGUCAAAGUCAACCGAAACCAAGCAGGAGCCAGAGGCCGCGGCCACAGCGCCCGCUCCCUUUCCUGCGCCCGCGCCCACGGCCGCUUCCGCCCCCGCACCCGCCUCUUCGCCUGCGCCCGUGCCUAGCAGCGCGCAGCACACCACACCUUCGGCGUCCCAGGUGGUGACGACGGUGGCGCCCAGCGCUCCGGCCAGCACCACGGCCGCCAUCACGACGCCCGUAUCCUCGGGCGCGCCGCUCUUCAAGAGCACGCAGUGCGCGCCGCGCCACAUCAGCCAGCCAGAUAAAGGGCUCCCAAAAGCGAUGGUGAAGCCCAACAUCCUGACGCACGUGAUUGAGGGCUAUGUGAUCCAGGAGGCGGGCGAGCCGUUUGCCGUGAACCGGCCGCUGCGCGAAUGGGCGGCCGACAAGGACGACAAGGAAAACAAGCAGCCUUCGAGCGACGAGCCCCCGCGCAAGCAGAUCAUCCGACUGCUGCCUGACCAAGAGAAUUAUACAGUAGUCCUCGCCGGGCUCAAACGCAAAAAGCAAAUGUUGGAAAGUGGCAGUAGUGGGCAUCAUCAUCUACCCCGCAUCAGCUCGAGCCAUGAGAAUGACCGCGAGAGCAACGCCAGUGCACGAGCGUCGGCGGGCGCGAGGGCGGCGGCGAACGCGGGCGCGCCAGCGGGCGCGGGCGCGGGCGCGGGCGGGGGGGCGGGCGCGGGCGCCGCUACCGUCAAGACCGAGAGUGCCGCCAGCGCCGAGGCCGCGCAGGCGGCUGACGAUGCCGCCAGCAAGCCGCAACUGCCCAAUGUCAACAAGUGGACGGUGGCGGAGGUGUGCGAGUUCAUCCGUAGCAUCCCCGGGUGCGCGGGCUACGCGGACGAGUUCCUGAUGCAGGAGGUGGACGGCGAGGCGCUGCUGCUGAUCCGCGCCGAGCACCUCGUCAUGGCGCUGUCCAUGCGCCUCGGGCCCGCGCUCAAGAUCGUGGCCAGCAUCGACGCGCUGCGCCCCGACUCCGACCAGACGCACCACGACCACGACUGAGAAUUGCUUUAAGUCCAUCCAGAGUGGGCAUCAAUAGAGUUAAGUACUAUACUACAGAAGUUUAGUGAUGUGUUCAUAGUUAAUUGUCCCAAGAAACGAAUUGUGUUAAGUCAUGUGUAUAUAGUUUUAGUCUAAUGUUUCAAUUCAUAUAUUGUAAAACCAUUGGUAUCACUCAUGUUAAUAGUAGUUGAAGUAUUAUAUAAGGUAUGUUGUAGUAACUUACUUAUUGUAAGUUUGUAUUUAUGUUAUUAAUUCAAUGUUAUUAAAAAAAUAUUUUUAAAUGAAUCUAAUGGACGUAAUUAUUAUUAACUCAUAGGUAUUAUUUGAUUGUUUAUAUAUUAUCUUAAAAUACCAUUAACCACACAAGCUUCGUUUCUCAAAUGUAAUCGUAGUGUAUUACUGUGAAUAUUGAAUACGAGUAGAAACAAAUAACUUGUUGUGUUUGUGAGUUAAGUAAGUAUCCUUAGGUCGAAACGUGUUGCAGGCUCUGCCUGGGCCGCGGCCGCGGCAGAGCGCCGACGCGGCCGCGACUACUCGAGGACGAGUUGUCGAAAGUUCCGCCUAUUUAGUGUUAAGCGUCACAUGCGUAAUAGUUUACGAUAUUCAAUGAUUCUAUGUUAUUGGGAGCGGGUCCUUCCGCCGACGCGGCGUCAUCGUCACCGCCGUCCACGUGAUGUCAUCGUGAUCAUUACUUGUGUGAACAUCACCCAUUGUUCAAAAGUCUUGAGAAUAUUAUUCAUCUUCGGCGUUCUCAUAACUAUAAAGGAAUAAUAAUAACUUUGAUUCAAAAGAAACAACAACCAUUCAUUAUUAUAUCCACAAACUCCUUGACAUCCAUCCAUCCACUUCAUGUCCUAUGAUAAUGAUGUAACUACAAUUUCCGUGUAUUUAAAAUGUACAGAUUUUUACGACUAAUAUGAUUGAAAGAGGUAAUAGUUGAACUAUACUUCAUGUCAUGUGUCAAAAACCCUUACGAUUCGCCGAAAUGGAAUAAUAAGUGUCUCAAAUGUCUAAAGUAACUGAAUUACGUAUCGAUGAGGAAAUAAAUACCAUUCACUCGUGUCAGUGUCAAUAGUAAUAACACACGUCAAUCCCAUCGGCUCGUACAUAAGUCGGUAGGAGAGUAGAGGUGAAUGAUAAAGCAAUGCACACCGUUCAUAGAGUACUCAUUACAUAAAUAGUAGUAAAUGCACGAAUGACUCAAUUUUGAAUGUCAUUCAAGUGCAGAAACUUUGUGUUCAAUUUUACAAUUGACUAUUGAACUUAUCGACACGAAAAAAUAACAGUAAUUUUAUAAUCCUGGAGUCGUUACCUACUGCGUGACCUCAACUCUGGUGCCGACGACUUAACUAACAUGCUGAUACGUUUGCGUUGUAUUUAUUCACUAGUGAUUUUAGUACUAAUGUAAAUUAUAUAAUUAAUAAUGUAGAUAUAAUAACCAAUAUUUCUGACAAAUACCUAUUUAAGAAUUUUAUUUCAUGUAGUUUGAACAUAUUUCUAAUUGUGUAAUUUUUGGUGUCCUCUUAGUGGAAAUGCAAUAUGGGUUCUACCAAUGGUUUUCUAAUUGUAUACUUAAACCUAAUUUUAUAAUUUAAUUAAAAGAAUAAUUGUUAUUAAUUUAGAAUUAUGUCUUAAGUUUUUUAUUGCAAGUGCAAUGAUAUUGGAAUAGUUUAUAAUUGUAAAAGAUAACUCAAUGUCAUCUUAUGAAUAAUGCUAUUAAAACGUAUUAUUUAACAUCUUCCUACUAAUUUACUUAUUAUUAUGGUGCUAUAUAGUGUUGGGUUUGUGUGAUAGUUGUAUUGUAUAUGUACGACUACGAGUAUAGCCGCGGCAAGGCGUUAUUUAUUUAUU
Molecule: messenger RNA, 6544 nt
Organism: Cydia strobilella
Lineage: Eukaryota; Metazoa; Arthropoda; Insecta; Lepidoptera; Tortricidae
Gene: PH
Product: polyhomeotic-proximal chromatin protein-like
Exons: 30
Coding region: 299-4693 (1464 amino acids)
Biological process (GO): negative regulation of DNA-templated transcription
Cellular component (GO): PRC1 complex; nucleus
Molecular function (GO): chromatin binding; histone binding
Source: RefSeq, a predicted model, not a curated record